Exaiptasia diaphana is the source of this 1862-nucleotide messenger RNA. Its product is annotated as polyamine oxidase 1-like. NCBI's taxonomy places the organism in Eukaryota, Metazoa, Cnidaria, Anthozoa, Actiniaria, Aiptasiidae. The transcript has 5 exons. The coding region runs from base 199 to 1563 and encodes 454 amino acids. The record is from RefSeq and is a predicted model, not a curated record. Gene Ontology annotation, molecular function: oxidoreductase activity.
AAAUUGAAAACACAGUGACCUUGGGUUGUGGACAAUGCAUCGUUCCGCUCCGGCAAACCUUUUUUUUAUUGCACAACAUACUCUCAUUAAUAAUUCUGUUACUGCAAAAGGGUUCCACUUCAGUGGAUUUAUCCUGGCAAAAAAAACGUGGCUCUCGUCUGCUUCAAAUUUGUAAAAACGCAGUGUGUUGCUCAGGGCAUGGAGACGCUUAAAAUCGUCCAGAUUAUUUUGGUGGUUGUCCUGAUAAGCAAUAUCAAUUCAAUAGAUGCUAAACAAACCCACAAAAAAGUCCUUAUYUUAGGCGCAGGUCUGUCUGGAAUUGUCGCGAGCAAGACCUUAUCGGAUAAGGGAAUCSAUGAUUUCUUGAUCCUGGAGGGACARGRCUAUGUUGGCGGUAGAAUCAAACAGGUAGGSGGUUUGAAAAGRUGUAGGCAAGAUGAGAACGGCAAAAACGUUACCAACAAAGCAGCUUACAAUAAACUCAUCAAAAUAUUCGGGAAUGUUGAAGAUGCACAAGAAAAGAGGAAGAAAGACAAGAAACCGCUUAUUCCAGCGAGGGUUGGYCUUUCKCUYAUGGGAUGGAAACCAAAGACGCAAGCAGAAUAUUCCGUAGAGUACCUGGAAAUCGACUUUGAAAACUCCAAAAAAGCGGAAUUAACACCAUUCCAGGGGAUUUUCGAAAAAGGAGGGGAUUUUUUCGCUACUGAUGAAAGAGGGWURUGGAAUAUUUACGAAGAAAUGUAUACAAGUUUUAAAGAUAAAAUAAAGUUGAACACAACUGUUACAGGAAUCAAAUAUAACUCCAGUAUUGUUCAGGUGACAACAAGCGAUGGAGAAGUGUAUACCGSUGACUAUGCAUUGUGCACAUUCAGUACUGGUGUACUAGCAAGUGACAUGGUGACAUUCACACCACCCUUGCCAGAAUGGAAGCAAGAGGCAAUAUUAACAAUGCCGAUGGCUGUUUACACCAAGAUUUAUGUUAAGUUUCMCACCAAGUUUUGGGACGACAAGGAAUUCAUUUUGUACGCUGGUCCUACACGUCAAAGCAUAGCUGUCUUCCAGGAUCUACAAAGACCAGGAAUAUAUCCCAAUAACAGUGGUUUGUUACUGGUCACUUUCACCGGUGACGAAGGAMGAAGGGUCGAAAAACAGUCCUUUGAAGACACAAAAACAGAGAUUGUUAAAAUGCUAAAAGGUGUCUAUGGAUCAAAUAUCUCAGAGCCAACCGAUAUUUACUAUCCACGUUGGACCCAGAACAAGUUCGUUCGAGGUUCCUACUCAGAAGGUACAGUUGGUAUGACAAGCAAAACGUUUGAAAACCUUGCUAAAAAUMUUGGAAAUCUGUACUUUUCUGGUGAGGCAACAAGCGAAGAUUGGUAUGGCUAUAUGCAGGGUGCUUACUUUACUGGAGAAAACCAAGCAAAAUCAAUUGUCAAAGCAAAUGAUUGUAAGGAAAAGCCUCAGAAUUGUAACGUCAGCGGGGCAGACAGUUUCCGCGCAUGYCCAGCAGUUGUCUCGACUACUWUCAUKUUGAUUUGGCUCUUUAAAAUGGUCRUUGGUUGAUUUAAUAAGUUGUGAACKCGAAUAUAGAAUGAACAUACACUUUUCCAGCAGCAUAGUUAGUGAGUGUAAAUUGCUGCAACAGAUAUUUUUUACAAUUUGUACUUUUGCAACAGCACCUCUACGUACUCGAUAUUUGCACAAUAUUUGCAUAUAUAAUUUCCACUUUUGCUGCAGGGUAAUUGCAUGAUUUGUAUUUUUGCAGCAACGCAUUUACGCAGCGACGCCAUUUUGCACAGCAAAGCAUGAUGGUUGUUGUAGUCCUUGUACUUUUCAUGUCCGCUUUUUCAUGUUUUUGCUUU